This is a messenger RNA of Chaetomium globosum CBS 148.51, 1554 nucleotides long. RefSeq lists its product as uncharacterized. Lineage: Eukaryota; Fungi; Ascomycota; Sordariomycetes; Sordariales; Chaetomiaceae. The record is from RefSeq and is a predicted model, not a curated record. Gene Ontology annotation, molecular function: basic amino acid transmembrane transporter activity. The transcript is spliced from 5 exons. Gene Ontology annotation, cellular component: fungal-type vacuole membrane. Gene Ontology annotation, biological process: transmembrane transport; basic amino acid transport. Bases 1 to 1554 code for a protein of 517 amino acids.
AUGACGUCUCCGGACGCCGAAAAUGGGAUCCAUCAGGCCCGAGAAGACCAGCCGCUUCUCCGAGCACCUGAGGAGGACUCUUGGAAACCGCCGCCGGGGUUCCUCUGGAUCCAAGUGGCCAUCAUGUCCAAUGUCUUUUUGUACGGCUUUGACGGGACUAUCACGGCUGCAACAUAUGCCGUGAUCAGCUCCGAGUUCGACGCAGCCAACACGGCGUCGUGGUUGACGACCUCGUACCUGGUGACGAGCACGGCAUUCCAACCUCUGUAUGGGCGCGUGUCGGAUAUUUUUGGGCGCAGGGUGUGCUUCUUCAUCUCGACUAUCACAUUCGCGCUUGGGUGCCUCGGUUGUGGUAUUGCUGGUGACAUUGUGCUGCUCAACUGUAUGCGUGCAUUGACCGGGUUCGGAGGUGGCGGUUUGAUGACGAUGGCAACCAUCGUAAACUCGGAUAUGAUCCCGUUCCGCAAGCGUGGCAUGUACCAGGCCUUGCAGAACGGCAUGUUUGGCUUCGGCGCCAUCUGUGGUGCCUCCUUCGGCGGAUCCAUCGCCGACAGCAUCGGCUGGCGGUGGUGUUUCAACCUCCAGGUCCCAAUUUCGAUUUUUGCGCUCUUUGUUGGCGCAUUGGUCAUCAAGAAUCCUGAGGGCGGCUUUCAUUUGGGCCAGAGCUUCCGAGCAACCUGGGCUAGGGUGGACUUCACGGGUUCGUUGUUGCUGGUCGUUGCAAUCUCGCUACAACUCGUUGGUCUGAGCCUCGGUGGUAAUGAGCUUCCAUGGGGCAGCCCGUGGGUGAUCGGUUCGCUCGUAGGGAGUUUCGUGCUUCUUGGGCUCUUCCUGUGUGUGGAAGCGAAGACUUGCGCCAUUCCCAUCAUUCCUCUUCGCUUGCUUUCCGGCAAACUGCCUGCUUUGAUCCAGUUUUCCAACAUCUGUGUUGGCACGUCUGCAUACGCGUAUCUGUUCAAUCUUCCCCUUUUCUUCCAAGUGGUCCUCCUGGACUCUGCUACGACGGCCGGUGGGCGCCUCGCGAUUCCCUCACUCGCGACGCCUAUCGGUGGUCUCAUUGCCGGCAUCGUCAUGUCGAGAUGGGGGAAGCUGGUGACCCUGGUUCGAGUCGGUGCCAUCCUCAUGGUCGUCGGGAAUGCCCUGGUCACCUCGCUUGGCUUCCAGGAUUCGGUGUGGAAGUACUACGUGUACAUCUUCCCUGCGAACCUGGGCCAGGGGAUUGUGUAUCCGGGCAUUCUCUUCACUUCGCUUGCCACUUUUGAUCACGCAGGAACUGUGUACGGCGUUGCCAUCACAUCUGCCAUUGUGCAAACCACGCUCAGCGUCCGGCUUCCGGAUGCUUUGGGCGAGAUACCAGAUAAAUGGAGAGUUAUCGACGAGAUCCGACACUCGGUAUCCGCCAUCAAGACUCUCCCUCCGGAUGUGCAGCUCAAGGCUCGACUUGUUUACUAUGACGGGCUCCGCUACUCUUUUGCCGUGUCGACGGCUGUCGCGGCUGCUGCCGUCUGCACUGCUCUGCUUGCCCGGGCACGAGGGCUCCGCAGCACCAAAUAA